AUGCGCGGACGCGGGGGCGCCCGAGGAAGCAGAACACCUUCUGCACCAUGGAGUCGUCUUAAACCAGUGGAUUUGGACCCGCUAGAGUCGAUGGGUUUGCCGUCUAAAGGUGAUAGUAGAUUGCUCGAUUUCAAGACUCAAGAACGUUACUACACCAAGAUUGUCGAACGCUACAUGACCUUUUGCUCUGAUGCCGGCGAACGUGAUGAACUCCUCCGCCGCUUCGCAUCGUUAGAGCUCUCGACUAUCUCUAAGCACGAGAAUUCCAUCGCGAAAGUUAUCCCUAGUUCCUCCUCUUUGGUUUCGAAUCGACUUUCAAUGGCACCAGCUACCAUACCGAGUAAUACGAAAGGUUUAUCCGAUGUCUUGUCAGCGUUGAGGAAGUUACGAGAGGGCAUUGUAGCCUCUAAGCGUGUCGACGACUUUGCUAUUCAAGUGUACCUCUUUUGUAUUCGACUUUCUGUUUUAGUCAGGCAUCCUGAAUCAUAUCAUCCAGCCAUCCUUCACCUACUGCGCCGAAUCCAGCCGCUGCAUAGCAUGACGUCGGUCGAGAUGAGCGAAGUGGUUGGUUAUCUUGUCCUUGACACGGCGUGUAGGAGAAACGACUUAGCCGAGGCAUUUGCCGUGCGACACAAGUAUCGGCUGAGGGACGCAAAGGUUGAUAUGGUUCUCGAUGCGCUAGCACACGACAACUAUAUAGAAUUUAAUCGCCUGAAGAGAAGGGUUGAUGGACAUAAGGCGAAGCUACUGGAAUACGCUGAUGAAGGUAUGCGGAAACACCUACUCAAGUGCUUCGGGAGGGCGUAUUUGAGCGUGGACCUGGACUUUUUGGAGUCAUGCGCAGACUCUAAAUGGGGAAGCCUCACGGCAGAGGACGGUGUCGGGUGGGAACUAGAUGGUGGGAAGGUUGUCAUUAGAAAGGUCAAGGCUCGGUAA
Molecule: messenger RNA, 936 nt
Organism: Daldinia childiae
Lineage: Eukaryota; Fungi; Ascomycota; Sordariomycetes; Xylariales; Hypoxylaceae
Exons: 2
Coding region: 1-936 (311 amino acids)
Source: RefSeq, a predicted model, not a curated record